This is a messenger RNA of Eruca vesicaria subsp. sativa (arugula), 916 nucleotides long. NCBI's taxonomy places the organism in Eukaryota, Viridiplantae, Streptophyta, Magnoliopsida, Brassicales, Brassicaceae. The record is from the annotation of a GenBank genome assembly.
GUAAAAAUCUCCCCAGAAAAGAUGGCUCUAAUCUCCCCCUCUACACUUUGUACUUCACUUCAGCGAAUGAUAUGUCCGAUUAACCGGCGAUAUUCUCCGAAUUUGCGUCGAGGAGCUACGACGUGUGAGUAUCGAAUUCCUGUAGAAGUGUCCAGUCCAAGAGAUAGAGGAUCCUUGGCUGUUCCUUCGCACAAGGUCACUGUACACGAUCGUCAGCGAGGAGUUGUACACGAGUUUGAGGUUCCAGAGGAUCAAUACAUAUUGCACUCAGCUGAAUCUCAGAACAUUAAUCUUCCCUUUGCUUGCAGGCAUGGUUGCUGUACUAGCUGUGCGGUACGUGUCAAAUCUGGAGACCUGAGGCAGCCACAAGCACUGGGAAUAUCAGCUGAACUCAAGUCUCAGGGAUAUGCACUUCUUUGUGUGGGUUUCCCUACAUCCGACCUGGAAGUAGAAACCCAAGAUGAAGACGAGGUCUACUGGCUACAAUUUGGAAGAUUCUUCGCUCGUGGACCAAUUGAGAGAGACGAUUACGCCCUUGAACUCGCCAUGGGAGACGAGUAGAAACAAAAAGAGACAUGCAAGGUCGCCAACUUUCUUAGUCCUGAAUCUCGUGGUGCAUCAUUUGUAAAUCUCUCUAUGAAUUAUAAAAACCUAUGGAUCUUUCAACCCAUGAACUCCAAAAACAAUUACAUAGUUUUUGUUUGACUAUCACAGUGUAAAGUGUAAUUGAACACUUGAUCACACCCAACUCGAAUACAAGUCCGUGUAUCCAUAUUGCUUCCUUAGCUGCUUUUCCAAGUGCUAUAUAUUCAGCUUCUGUAGUUCUGUAGUCGACAUCGCUACAAUAGAUUGUUGUACCGAUCUCCAACAUAUAGGUGUUCCUGCAAGAGUUGAUCUGCUAUUAUCAAGAUUUCCA